AAAUGGCGGACGCACAAGGCUGUUACACAGGCGGCCUAAAUCAACUACAGCGUGGCACGGCAGUUCCCAGCACUACAACACCAGACACGCUUGACACAAUCUUAGCAAGGUUCUGGGAGAAGCUGCUGCACCGUGAGCGACAAGCUAAAACCCUGCAGUCAUCCCCAAUGGGAGCACAAGAUGGUGGCACUAGGAGGAAUGGGAACCCUCUCAAGGGCAUUAACUUGUCCCAACCUUACACUACCAGAGCACGCUGCCCACCUGGAAGGAGAGCAAAGAUGGUUUCGACCAGAAGGUACAGACCACAGAAGCAGAGGGUUAGAAGAUACAGCACCCACGCACCAUCCUUAACGGGAAGACCCUGGACCUAUCAGGAUUCCAGGUUCGUGGUACAACAGUACAAGCUCUCCUACAACCCCGGGGCCGAAGGGGCGCCCCAGCUCCACACCGCCAUCCUGCUCCCCAAUAUGAAAUGUGCCCUGUUGCGAGAAGCGAACUCCGCAAAGGCAUUGGAUGACUGUCCGGAAUACCAGCGGAUGGGGCUAGCAUGAUUCUCCACAGCCCUCGACCGCCUUCACUAUGCAGUACUCCACUACCGAAACCACUCAGAGACAACGGCAGAUCGGUCUGAACUUUCCCAUAUACCGCACACCCUUGCCUCAGACGGCGAUCGGCUAAGGUGACCAGUGGGAAAUCAUACACUCGACUAUACUGACAGCGGAGACAGAGGCCAAGCCAGAAGAGAGAGAGAGCACCAUAUAAGCUGCCUCUAUGUUCAAUUAUCUUGGACUUUCACUGUUAUUAGCUGACCUGCUCCCAAUCUUGGAUAGUGCAUUGAACCUCCCAUUUAAGCUUGGGAAACCAGCGCUCAGGGGUCUUACCCACUCAUUAAGCUGGUCUAAUCUAAAGAGCAUAAAUCUGCGCAGCCCCAAAGAAUGCCAUGAUAGUGUUAAUGCAGCAAACAUAGGGCUUACAUAGCCAACAAUGCUAAUAUCCAGG
Molecule: messenger RNA, 999 nt
Organism: Pelobates cultripes (western spadefoot toad)
Lineage: Eukaryota; Metazoa; Chordata; Amphibia; Anura; Pelobatidae
Source: the annotation of a GenBank genome assembly